Penicillium coprophilum is the source of this 1950-nucleotide messenger RNA. Its product is annotated as telomere repeat binding factor family protein. The coding region runs from base 1 to 1950 and encodes 649 amino acids. Lineage: Eukaryota; Fungi; Ascomycota; Eurotiomycetes; Eurotiales; Aspergillaceae. The record is from RefSeq and is a predicted model, not a curated record. The transcript is spliced from 3 exons.
AUGGAGUCUGGCGCCUUACGGCCUCUCGAUGAAUCGCUUCUCCGCGAACUUCCUCAACUAUCUCUCCGUAUCGCCCCUCUACGAGAACCAGUAUCCUCACGAACCCUAAGCGUGCCAUCGCCCCUCGAACCCAAUGCCAGUGGGGCACGGGACUCGAAUAAUCUAUCCAAUUCGAAUAGCAAUAGUGGAAAGAUCCCUGCAAAUGCAAAGGCAGGCCUGCCGACAGUUACGGAAUUUCUGAACGCUGCGCGUAUCAGGAAAACCGAACUUUCAGCAGACUCGCAAUCAAAUGUGGAACGACCCCCGAGGCCGAUACUUCCGGCUUUUGUGAAUCUGCGUGCCUUGGAGAAGUUUCCAUUCUCGUCAUCCUUCGAUGAUGACGCCCUCCAAGCCCCCCGCAAGCGUCGACGCCGAGACCCCCAGGCCGAUUCAUUUAGCGAGCAUCUACAGUUGCCGAUCCCUCAGGCCCAGAAGGAGCAGCGGCCUCCUCCAUUCGGGCCAUUUGCUAUUUUGAAUGGAUUGAAUGAGCCCCCACCAAAUGCUGCCCUUCUUCCACCCAUUGAGGCUGGGUCUAAUAUUUCCCAGCUUUUGACUAAGCCCUCUGGAGGCAAUGCUGCUGUUGACCCUGCGACCUUAGUUUCAGCUCAUGGGACAAUAUCAGAUGGUCAAACUGCAGAAAGACGGGAUGUUAGACUUGAAGAAGUCCUCAGAACGUCUCUCAAUGGGGAUGAGGACAAUGACCAUAAUGAAAAUAAUGAAAACAUUGGAAGUACUGACCCAGUGGAUCCUGAUGAGAUUGUCCUAGCUGUUCGCGAUGCAGAAAUACCCAAGACCAGCAAGGCAUUGCCACACUCUCCUGGAGAGGAUACACCAAUGUCUCCUAAAACUCGCGGCCGGUCCCGUAAAAACCUGAGAAAGUGGACCGAAGAAGAGACGACUACUUUACUUCGAGGUGUGGUCAAAUGUGGGAUUGGGAACUGGACUGCUAUUCUUGCACAACCGGAACUGGAGUUCAAUCAGCGAACUGCCUCAAAUUUGAAAGACAGAUUCCGAGUCUUAUGUCCUUGGGCGUACCGUGCAUCCGAUCCCAACGAAGCUGCGAAACAAUUACAUGACACUCUUGCUAACGCCCUACUCAAAGCCAAAGCAGAGGGCUCUGAGUCAAAGUCUGAGGCAGGAAGUCCGGCUUGCAAUUCACAUAAACCUUCCAUCUCGAGUACCAUCUCAUCCACGCCCGAUACAGAUCCCGGUAGUAGUAGCAUUGCCCAAUCGCAGUCGCCAUCAUCAGGAAACAGCACACCCGCUCCCUCAAGCAAGUCCCAAAUAGCAUUUGCAUCUCUUGGAAUCCCCGAACCACACGUCGCAAAGUCCAAACGUCGCUCCCGGCGACCCUUCACAACUGCCGAAGACGAAGCCCUCCUAAAAGGCUAUGCAGUGCAUGGCUUCCAAUGGACCCUAAUCCAACAAGAUGCACGAUUGAACCUAAGCCACCGCAAAGCGACAGAUCUCCGCGACCGCUUCAGAACAAAGUUCCCACACGCCUAUCGCGACGGCGGCUCUGUGAGCGGCAAAGCCCUCACCACCCACAACCAGGCCCAAGAGUCAGCUGCAGGAGCGUCGACACCCCGUCCCCACGCUAUCAGCGCUGAACAAUCUCCAAGCAAGGCUUACGCCAUGACUCCAACUCCGACUACCACUCCCCACAACUCGGCGUCGAGGAGUCGUCACGCUGCUACCCCUUCGCAGUCCAAUCUCGCCCAGAUUGAUCCCGCGCUCUUGCCCCCACCUCCGCAGGGCUUUUUGGAGCACUCAAUGAAUCUUCCACCCGCUGCUGUGGGUGUGCUUUCUUUCUCUUUGGAUGAUGGUGCUGGGGCGGGUGCUUCUUCCGCAGUGGAGACACCUUGGGAAGAUAAUACCCUCGCUCCUAUGAUUUGGGAUGAAUUCGCCUAA